AAAGUGGAGUGAUGCGCUCUCUGGAGUGACCUCCGUUCUCCAACACAGGAGAAAACCCAGGUCUUUUGCUUGUGAAGUGGCUGGGGCUCUUGGGCGCGAGGCAUUAUUAUAUAAAUUCAGGCUCGCUCCUGAUCCUUAGUACCCUGAGUUGCCUGAAGGGGGGAAUGGCACUGCCUGCGUUUGCAGCCCGGGCGCUCGGGCCGCCACUGCAACCGGAGCAAGGAGCGCCCGCCCGCACCACCUGUCCCCGCCGGCAUUCCAGAGUAGAGGCCGAAUUGGCAGCAAGCCGGCCCGGGUCUGUUGCCGCCUCAGUCCGCGCCGGCCCUCCUAGGGGUGUGUCUCUCGGAUUCAACUCCCCGCCGCUCCAGGACAAGCCCCCAAAGGCAUUUUCUUCCUUGGCGGGAGCCUUGCGCGCCCCGCUCUUCGCGCUGCUGCCUCGAGGCCGCCGCAGGCGGAUGCACGACCUCAGGCGACGCUGGGACCUGGGCUCCCUCUGCCGGGCCCUGCUCACUCGGGGCCUGGCAGCCGUGGGCCACUCGCUCAAGCACGUGCUCAGUGCGAUCUUCUCCAAGAUUUUCGGUCCCUUGGCCAGCGUCGGGAACAUGGAUGAGAAAUCUAACAAGCUGCUGCUGGCUUUGGUGAUGCUCUUCCUAUUUGCGGUGAUCGUCCUCCAAUACGUGUGCCCCGGCACAGAAUGCCAGCUCCUCCGCCUGCAGGCGUUCAGCUCCCCGGUGCCGGAUCCGUACCGCUCGGAGGAUGAGAGUUCGGCCAGGUUUGUACCCCGCUACAAUUUCAGCCGCGGCGAUCUCCUGCGCAAGGUAGACUUCGACAUCAAGGGCGAUGACCUGAUCGUGUUCCUGCACAUCCAGAAGACUGGGGGCACCACUUUUGGCCGUCACCUGGUGCGCAACAUCCAGCUGGAGCAGCCAUGUGAGUGCCGCGUGGGGCAGAAGAAAUGCACUUGCCACCGGCCGGGUAAGAGGGAGACCUGGCUCUUCUCCAGGUUCUCCACCGGCUGGAGCUGCGGGCUGCAUGCCGACUGGACCGAGCUCACCAGCUGCGUGCCGGCGGUGGUGGAUGGCAAGCGCGACGCCAGGCUGAGACCUUCCAGGUGGAGGAUUUUUCAGAUUCUAGAUGGAACAAGUAAGGAUAGAUGGGGUUCUUCAAACUUCAACUCAGGCGCCAACUCUCCAUCCUCCACAAAGCCCCGGAGCACAUCGAAGAGUGGGAAGAACUUCCAUUACAUUACCAUCCUGAGAGACCCAGUGUCACGGUACUUGAGUGAAUGGAGGCAUGUCCAGAGAGGAGCAACUUGGAAAGCAUCCCUGCACGUCUGUGAUGGAAGGCCCCCAACCUCUGAAGAGCUGCCCAGCUGCUACACCGGUGAUGACUGGUCUGGAUGCCCUCUCAAAGAGUUCAUGGACUGUCCCUAUAAUCUGGCCAACAACCGCCAAGUUCGCAUGCUAUCUGACCUGACUCUAGUGGGAUGCUACAACCUCUCUGUCAUGCCUGAAAAGCAAAGAAACAAAGUCCUUCUGGAAAGUGCCAAAUCCAAUCUGAAGCACAUGGCGUUCUUUGGCCUCACUGAGUUUCAGCGCAAGACCCAGUACCUGUUUGAGAAGACCUUCAACAUGAACUUUAUCUCGCCGUUUACCCAGUAUAAUACCACUAGGGCCUCUAGUGUUGAGAUCAAUGAGGAAAUCCAAAAGCGUAUUGAGGGACUGAAUUUUCUGGAUAUGGAGUUGUACAGCUAUGCUAAAGACCUCUUUCUGCAAAGGUAUCAGUUCAUGAGGCAGAAAGAACAUCAGGAUGCCAGGCGGAAGCGUCAGGAGCAACGCAAAUUUCUGAAGGGAAGGUUCCUUCAGACCCAUUUCCAGAGUCAGAGUCAGGGUCAGAGCCAGAGCCAGAGUCCAGGUCAGAAUCUGAGUCAGAAUCCAAAUCCUAACCCAAAUCAGAACCUGACUCAGAACCUGAGUCACAAUCUGACUCCGAGUUCAAAUCCCAAUUCGACCCAGAGGGAGAACCGGGGAAGUCAGAAGCAGGGCUCAGGCCAGGGACAAGGUGAUAGCGGCACCAGCAAUGGCACCAAUGACUACAUAGGGAGCGUAGAGACAUGGCGCUAACUGGCACUCAAAGGCUUGUGCACACUGCUUCCCAAAGCAUCACCAAAAAGAUGGCGUGUAUCUUACAAGAUGAAAAUGUCCAAACACAUCCUGCUUCCUUCAUUUGGGAAGUUCAAAAAAAAAAAGUGUAGACGUUGCCUUUACAGUUGCCUUUUGAUUCAGUGUUAUGCUGUGUGUGGGUACAACAAAUCUCAGUGUGUAAUUAAAUUGUCUGUUUUGGGAUGAACUACUUCUGAAAUCCAAGAGCCAAACCAGACUCACCAGAAAUUGCAGCUUAGAUAUUUUAAGACGUUCUUAAAUUAGGUAUGGGAGACACAAAGAAAACAUGAAAUGUGGCCGUUUAAACUUAUGGCUAAGAAACAGACUUUAAGUGAUUCCGGAUACUCUGUUAAAACUCAGUCUUGAAAGCACCCCCCCUCCCUGCAGGGAAGUAUAAGUAAAAACAUGAACAGAACUAAAAGACACUCAAAACUGUUCAUUUCCUUGUUUUAACAAGGAGCCUAUUUAAACAGAAAAACAACUGAUGAUAAAUUUUGCCAAACUGUAGAAAAUAAACAAUUUCUCACUUAAAUGUAGCUGGGUUUAUGUAAAAAUAAUGGCUUUUCAAAUAGAUCGGGAUUCGUGUCUUGUAACUUAACAGAUGUUUAAAAUUUAGAAUUUUUCUACCUUCUGCUGAUUAAAAGGUUUUAAACAGGGUAUAUCUCAUAUUAACAAAGCAUUUUUUCCAAAUGGAAUACCAAUGGAAAGAUCCAGUUUCCAGAUGGUUUCUGGGCACUGUAAUUCCAACAAUUUCGAUCUUUUUGGCGCUGCUUCUCAUUCACUUUAAGGCUUCUCCGAGUUGUGCUCAUUCCAAAUGAAUCCAUGUAUAGAAUUUUUCUUCUUCAUCUAAACAACGUGUUGCUAAAUCUCUUGUGCUAUUUAAUCCUGGACUAAAGUCAGGACUUUCUAUAGAAUUGUCUUAUCAAUGUCUGUGUAGUAAGGUCCUUAAGAAGAACUCUCAAACAGAAUAAUUUGUCUCUUAAUAUUGCUGAAGUUAUUAUUCUUCAUCAGAUUGAACUAAACCUGAAUGUGAACUGUUAAUUAUCUUGUUUAUUGUAAUGUUUCCAGUUUGGCUGGCUAUUUCUGGCCCAUGGUUCUUUUCUUGUAUUGACAGAUUUGUACACAAUAAUAAGAGCAAAAAAUUUUCUCAAAGACAACAGUAGACUAAUCAUUAAGAUAGCCAGAGUUGCUCAAUAACACCAAAAGCUGCCUCUUGAUAAUUGAGGGGAACACUUCUACCAGGAUUUUGUUUGUGAAAGAUCAAAAAUAAAGAAUGUUUUGCAGCGAAGCUAAGUGUCAGGGACGUGCAAGUAGAGGAGAAUAGUUUGAUAGUCUGCAUCUGUGAAGAGUAUUUUGAUGGUUUCAAUUACAAAUGGAACAAAGGAAGAAUUAUAUACACACUGUGUUGUGAAAUAUCAUACUGCUUGGCAGUUUACACCUCAUGGUUGUUGCUACACUUCUAUAAGAGCUUACAUUAAUCCCUUGGCUUUCAAUCAAAACAAGGUGACCAGAAGUGGUAUUCAUGCUUUCAAGAGGGACAUGCUUAGAAAUAUGAUCAUAAAGUCACAUCUGUCAUAGUCUGCCCAAGUGCAUGACCUGGUUUCAUCUGUAAUAAUAUGGCCACAAGUUUGGCAAGAAGUUGAGUAUCUGGCUCUAAAGAGAUUUUCUUGACUCUGAGCUCUGUGACAAUAUUUGCAGCUUUUGUUUUGUGGUAUUUGCAGUGUUGAGAAUGAUGAUACCUAAAAAAAAAUCAAAAAACAAAAACAAAAAAAUGAAGAAAAAACAAAAACAAACAAAAAAAAACUGGAAGGAAUUUUUAAAAGCACAUCUUGAAGUCAAAGUAUUUGGUGUACAUUGUGUUCUUGAAAACUUCUGUAGAUCACUAUGGUAUUUCAGUAAUUUUAGUUUUAAUUGAAAAUGAUUGUUCUUAAAACUGACAGUGUUGGAAAGCAGGACGAAGUCUGAGCCAGUGGAAAAGCUCAUUACAGAAAAAAAAAAGUGUUAUUGCUGUGGUGUGCAUGGUUUGCAGAGAUUAAGUGCAUUUUCUCUGUCUCUACUGAUUAUUGUAUAUAGAGAAUGUUAUAAAUAUACAUUUUUGUCAUCAUCAUGUAAAUCCCACGAUUUCAAACUGUAAACAUCUGUUCAGUGGUGUAGCUUUACAAACUGUUCACUGAUUUUGUGUAAUUUAUCAAUAGAUGUGAAAUAAAGUUUCAAUUGCA
Molecule: messenger RNA, 4381 nt
Organism: Mus musculus (house mouse)
Lineage: Eukaryota; Metazoa; Chordata; Mammalia; Rodentia; Muridae
Gene: Hs6st2
Product: heparan sulfate 6-O-sulfotransferase 2
Exons: 5
Coding region: 165-2123 (652 amino acids)
Biological process (GO): heparan sulfate proteoglycan biosynthetic process
Cellular component (GO): membrane
Molecular function (GO): heparan sulfate 6-sulfotransferase activity; sulfotransferase activity
Source: RefSeq, marked validated